AUGUCUUCAUCAACCACAAGACUCUCAAUAGAUAAGAAACAGCCUUAUCAAAUCAGCUCUGUACAGUCGGAGACGAAUUCGUUUGAAAGAGGUGAUGUCGAGAACACAACGCUCGGUGAGGUUGACAAGGAAGGUUACCACCAUGAGCUCAGAAAGAACUUCAACAUCUGGUCUUUGCUGGGUGUUGGUUUCGGUCUGACAAACUCGUGGUUUGGUAUCUCUGCAUCCUUGGUGACAGGUAUCUCUUCUGGUGGCCCGAUGCUUAUUGUAUAUGGUAUCAUGAUCGUGGCAGCCAUCUCCAUAUGUAUCGGAACAUCUCUAUCUGAGUUAGUGAGCGCGUUCCCCGAGAACUCUGGUGGUCAAUACUACUGGACUUUUAAGCUGGCGCCUAAGAAGUACAGAAGAUUCUGGGCUUACAUGUGUGGUUCGAUGGCAUGGUUUGGAUCCAUUUUCACCACGGCCUCUGUUACGAUCUCCAUUGCAUCAGCAAUCUGUGGUAUGUACAACUUGUCCACUGGUAGAGACUCAUUGCCAAAGACAUGGGAGGUGUUUGUUGCUUUCGAACUCACCAACUUGUUCCUUGUGUUUUUCAACAUCUGGAAUGAACCACUUCCAUAUAUCUCCUCUGCUGCUCUGUACACCUCUCUUUUCUCGUUUGUUACUAUCACGAUAACUGUGCUGGCGUGCUCUAGUGGUCAUUUCCAACCACCAAGUUUCCCAGCCAGUUUCGUGUUCAAGGACUUUGAGAACAACACUGGCUGGUCGUCAGCUGGUAUUGCUUUCAUUGUUGGUUUAAUCAACCCAGCCUGGUCGUUCUCUUGUCUCGACUGUGCCACCCACAUGGCUGAAGAGAUUGUUGAGCCAGAACGUUGGAUUCCUGUUUCCAUCUUGUCAACAGUUGCUAUUGGAUUUGCCACAUCGUUCUGUUAUGCAAUUUCCAUGUUCUUCUGCAUUAAAAACUUGGAUGCUAUUCUAAGUUCCACCACAGGAGUUCCAAUCUUGGAUAUCUUCUAUCAAGCGUUAGGUAACAAACAUGGUGCCCUGUGCCUUGAAGCACUUAUUGUCUUGACCGCUUUUGGCUGUAACAUUUCUGGUAUGACAUGGCAAGCUCGUCUCUGCUGGUCAUUUGCAAGAGACGAUGGUAUUCCAGGUUCACGUUACUGGUCAGAGGUUAACAAGAAGACCAGGUUACCAGUGAAUGCUCAUGUGUUUUCAUGUUUCUGGUGUUGUGUUGUCGGUUGUAUCUACAUGGGUUCUACAACGGCUUAUAACGCCAUGGUUACUGGUUGUAUUACAUUCUUGCUUUUGUCAUACGCCAUUCCUAUUGUUUGCCUUUUGAUUAAAGGGAGAAACAACAUCAAGCACGGUCCUUUCUGGCUGGGUCAUUUCGGUCUGUUUUCAAACAUUAUGACUCUUGCUUGGACCAUUUUUGCCUGUGUCUUCUUCUGUUUUCCAUUUACAAUGCCUGUCGAUAAGGACAACAUGAAUUACGCAUCUGUUGUGCUUGUUGGUAUGUGUCUUUACUCUGUGGUCUAUUGGUACAUUAGAGGUCGUCGCCGUUUCGCACUCAACCGUCCUGAGGUUGAAGAUGAUGCUGAUGACAACCUUGAUGGCAUCCUAGAGUUAGACGACCAUCCAAAAAAGGCAUGA
Molecule: messenger RNA, 1650 nt
Organism: Williopsis jadinii
Lineage: Eukaryota; Fungi; Ascomycota; Saccharomycetes; Phaffomycetales; Wickerhamomycetaceae
Product: amino acid transporter
Exons: 2
Coding region: 1-1650 (549 amino acids)
Biological process (GO): transmembrane transport
Cellular component (GO): membrane
Molecular function (GO): transmembrane transporter activity
Source: RefSeq, a predicted model, not a curated record